AUUGGUAAUAGAUGACGUGAAAUGUGAUAAAAUUAUCGAUUGGCAUUGAUUUAUACUGUAAAAUGUCUGGGUCUCGUGUAUAAAAACGAUUGCUGAUCUCGAUUCGCAAUAUCAGUUGUUGUAGUUGCAUUUGAGACGAACAGACGUAACAAGCAGUACUAUGAAGGGAAUAAACGUGGUCCUUCUUGCCGUAUUUGCCAUAACGGCCAUAAUUCACGUUUCUGAAGCCGUGCGGUGUCCACCAGUCAAUGGAGCAUUAGUCACUUUACUUCCGAAUCCGGCUAAUUGUAAAACCUUUUAUUCUUGCAACAAUGGCAUACCUACUUUGUUGGGAUGUCCUAGUGGACUUUAUUUCAACCCCAAAUUACAAGUAUGCGAUUGGAUAGUACGUGACGAAAGCAAUGGUUGUGACGCGUUUAUCCCCACAAGCACUUCUGAGGAUCCCAGUAACGUUUCAUCUGAGCCUCCCAGUACCGGUACAACUGAGGAAACCAGUGCCACUUCAUCUUCAUCUGAGGAUCCCAGUAACACUACACUUACAACUGAGGAUCCCAGUAACGUUUCAUCUGAGCCUCCCAGUACCGGUACAACUGAGGAAACCAGUGCCACUUCAUCUUCAUCUGAGGAUCCCAGUAACACUACACCUACAACUGAGAAUCCCAGUAGCACUUCACCUCCAACUGAGGAUCCCAGUACCGUAUUUGGGAUUUACUUGCCUAAAAACUUUAAAGCACAUGAAAUAAUAUUUGUAUAACAAUUGCGAAUAGUGUAGAAACGUCGGAAUUUGUUAGCCGUAACAUACAUUCAGAUAUGCAAACUAUGUAAGAAAAUAAAUAAGUCACAGCUAGAA
Nomia melanderi (Alkali bee) is the source of this 850-nucleotide messenger RNA. RefSeq lists its product as uncharacterized. Gene Ontology annotation, cellular component: extracellular region. NCBI's taxonomy places the organism in Eukaryota, Metazoa, Arthropoda, Insecta, Hymenoptera, Halictidae. Gene Ontology annotation, molecular function: chitin binding. The record is from RefSeq and is a predicted model, not a curated record.